AUGGAGCCGCAAGUGGAUAGGUUGGUGAAAAAAGCAUGGGAAAAGUUUCUAUCCACGUCAGAGACAUCUCGCUUGAUGAUUGCCAUCAGCGGGAUUCCAGGAUCUGGAAAGUCGUCAUUUUCACUCGUCGUAGCACAACGGAUCAAUAAGCUCUAUGCCGAGCAGUUCCCGGGGUCACCCCCAAUCGCUACAUUUGUGCCCAUGGAUGGAUAUCAUCUGACACGAGCCGAGCUUGCAGCCAUGCCAGACCCUGCUCUUGCAGUCGCGAGGAGGGGCGCCGCAUUCACAUUCAACCCAGAAAAGUUCCUGCAACUGGUGAAGCAGCUACGAGAACCAUUAAGUGCUACGACACCUACCAUAUUCGCCCCGAGUUUUGACCAUGCAGUCAAAGAUCCUGUUGAAGACGAUAUUCCCAUCCUCCCCACAGCCCGUGUCUUGUUUUUUGAGGGAAAUUAUCUGAGUCUGAACAAGGCGCCCUGGGAUGCCGCAGCAGCAUUGAUGGAUGAGCUUUGGUUCGUUGAGGUGGAUUUUGAGACGGCAAGGAAGCGCUUGAUUAAACGACAUGUUGAGGCCGGCAUUGCUACGGAUGCCGAGGAAGCAGAUAAGCGGGCAAAAGAGAAUGAUCUCGUUAAUGGCCAAGAGAUCGUGGACUUUCGAUUGCCGGUACACGAGGUCAUAGUUAGCACUUAUGAUCAAGAGUUCUCGGCGGGACAACUUUGA
Messenger RNA from Talaromyces atroroseus, 720 nucleotides. RefSeq lists its product as hypothetical. The record is from RefSeq and is a predicted model, not a curated record. The coding region runs from base 1 to 720 and encodes 239 amino acids. The transcript is spliced from 2 exons. Lineage: Eukaryota; Fungi; Ascomycota; Eurotiomycetes; Eurotiales; Trichocomaceae. Gene Ontology annotation, cellular component: cytoplasm.